AUGAACGAAAGACAAAAGGCUGAAUUAGAAGGAAAUAAAGGAAAAAGUUUAUUUUGCAAGAUUUCACUUAAUGGAUCAUAUGGUUACGAUGCAAUGAAUACACAAAAUUACGCAAAGACUAAAAUAAUGAAUGCACAGAAGGCACGCGUUGCAUGUAUGUCAAAUAAGUUUAAAAACAUAAGAGAAAUAGGAGAGGAUACAUAUCAAGUGAUGCUUAAAGAUAGAUUUUAUAGAUGUGAAACAUGUUUACAAGAGGCAUUCUUCACUUUAGAUAAUGCUAAAUACUGGUAUUUGGUUUUCAUUUAUGAUUUUAUGUAUAAAUGCAUGGAUGUUAAUCGUUUUCAUUUCAUUGAAGGUGAUACUGAUUCAUCUUAUUGGGCAAUCGCCGGCGAUCCAAAUCUUCCUAACACUCAAGCAUUUCAAGCAAUUGUUACUGAUAAACAAUUUUAUGAUAAAAACAUUUUCAAAUUCGCACCAUUUGAUUUCUUCUGUUUUGAUGAGAAAUUUAAACCUAAAUUAAAGAAUAAAGCUGAAGAAAAAGCACAUGAGAAGAAGUUAUUGGGUUUAGCAAUUGAGAAACAAGGAGAUAACAUGGUUGCUUUAUGUCCUAAGUGUUAUACAUCAUUCAAUGGUUCAAUUGAUGGAAGUGAUUUUAAAAAGAUUGCACAAAAAAUGAAAGGUGUUAGUUUACGACAAAAUAAACAAUUAACACCUAAAAAUUAUUUGGAUAUAAUAAAUGAUAAAUUGAUAUUUGAUGGUCAGAAUAUUAAUUUACAACUUAAAAACAGGUCAAUGACUCGCUUAACAAUUGGUAAGACUGCAUUAACAGGAGCACACACUAAGGCUGUAUGUUGUGAAAAUGGAUGUUGUAUGCCAUUUAUUUAA
Molecule: messenger RNA, 885 nt
Organism: Trichomonas vaginalis G3
Lineage: Eukaryota; Parabasalia; Trichomonadida; Trichomonadidae
Product: DNA/RNA polymerases family
Exons: 1
Coding region: 1-885 (294 amino acids)
Source: RefSeq, a predicted model, not a curated record